Phragmites australis (common reed) is the source of this 1992-nucleotide messenger RNA. RefSeq names its product glucan endo-1,3-beta-glucosidase 8-like. Gene Ontology annotation, molecular function: hydrolase activity, hydrolyzing O-glycosyl compounds. NCBI's taxonomy places the organism in Eukaryota, Viridiplantae, Streptophyta, Magnoliopsida, Poales, Poaceae. The record is from RefSeq and is a predicted model, not a curated record. The transcript has 2 exons. Gene Ontology annotation, cellular component: plasma membrane. The coding region runs from base 304 to 1782 and encodes 492 amino acids. Gene Ontology annotation, biological process: carbohydrate metabolic process.
AACCGGCCGCACCGCCCCCCACUACCACCACUCCUCCCUCCAGCUCCGCCUCUGCUUCGCGAUACGCUGCUAUCCACGAGCCAUCCUUCCAUCAGCGCUGUUGCCACAUCGGCGUAAUCCCGCGUCUCGGAUCCAACAAAUAGCUCCCACUCGAUUCGUAGCGGUCUUGGAGUUCUUUCUGGCUCUCUGAUCUCCGCUUUGGAUCUUCUCUGUUCCCGUGUAUCGUCUCCACGAAAAGUUUCGACGCUUCUUUCGAUCCGUCUCUGUCACCGCCUCUCUGAUCAGCGCAGGGGGAGAAACCAGAUGGCGAAUCUUGCCGCGCUUCGGCCGUGGCUCGUCUUGCUGGUGGCAAUGGCCGCCGUGUCGUCGUGGUCUGGCGUCGCGACUGUGGAGGCGCUGGGGAUGAACUGGGGCACGCAGGCCUCGCACCCAUUGUCGCCCAAGAUCGUGGCGCAGCUGCUCAAGGACAACGGCAUCAAGAAGGUGAAGCUGUUCGACGCCGACCAGGAUACGCUGAGCGCGCUCGCCGGCACGGGCAUCGAGGUCAUGGUCGCCAUCCCCAACGUCAUGCUCGACAGGAUGACGGACUACGACACCGCCAAGGAGUGGGUCAAUCGCAACGUCUCCCGCUACCACUUCGACGGCGGCGUCACCAUCAAGUACGUGGCCGUGGGCAACGAGCCGUUCUUGGCGUCCUACAACGGCACGUUCGACAAGGUCACCUUCCCAGCUCUGCAGAACAUCCAGAACGCGCUGAACGAGGCCGGCCUCGGCGACACCAUCAAGGCCACCGUCCCGCUCAACGCCGACGUGUACUUUUCCCCGGCGAACAACCCGGUGCCGUCGGCGGGCCGGUGGCGCGCCGACGUUGCCGACCUGAUGACGCAGAUGGCGCAGUUCCUGAGCAACAACAGCGCCCCCUUCACCGUGAACAUCUACCCGUUCAUCAGCCUGUUCCUGAACGACGACUUCCCGGUGAACUUCGCCUUCUUCGACGGCGGCGCGACGCCCGUGGUCGACAACGGCAUCUCGUACACCAACGUGUUCGACGCCAACUUCGACACCCUGGUGGCGGCGCUCAAGGCUGUCGGGCACGGCGACCUGCCCAUCAUCGUCGGCGAGGUCGGCUGGCCCACCGACGGCGACAAGCACGCCACCAACGCCUACGCGCAGCGCUUCUACAACGGCCUGCUCAAGCGGCUGGCGGCCAACACCGGCACGCCUGUCCGGCCGAACCAGUACAUCGAGGUGUACCUGUUCGGCCUCCUCGACGAGGACAUCAAGAGCGUCGCCCCCGGCAACUUCGAGCGGCACUGGGGCAUCCUCCGGUACGACGGGCAGCCCAAGUACCCGAUGGACCUCACGGGACAGGGCCAGAACGCGAUGCUCGUGCCGGCGCAGGGCGUGGAGUACCUGCCCAGGACGUGGUGCGUGAUCAACACCAACUCCCAGAACAUGGACAAGCUCGCCGACAACAUCAACUACGCGUGCACCUUCGCCGACUGCACCGCGCUGGGGUACGGCUCGACGUGCGGCGGCAUGGACAGCAACGGCAACGCGUCCUACGCGUUCAACGCCUUCUUCCAGGUGCAGAACCAGAAGGACGAGGCCUGCGACUUCCAGGGCCUCGCCGUGCCGACGCAGACGGACCCAUCCACCGCCGCGUGCAACUUCACGAUACAGAUCGCCACCACCUCGGCGGGUCACCGGCGGCGUGCCGGAUCGUUCGGCGCCGUUGCCACGGCAGUGUUGGUUUUGGCCCAUUUAUUCUUACUGCUUUAGAUAGACAGGGAAUUUAGACCAAAUCCCUUUGGAUUGGCAGAUAAAUCGGUUCGGUUUUUUCUCACAAGCCCAAAACGUAUUGUUACUAAGCUCACAUCGGGAACGUGAGAUGGACAGAGAGAUUACACCCGGUUCAAUUGUUGCAUUUUUUUUUUGGUGAAAUAAUUAGUAGUCUUGUACUGGAGAUACAUGUAUACUUCAGGAGAUGUA